GACGAGGGUCACGUGGUCAGACAGUCACGUGGCCCGAGUUUCUCCCGCUAAGUGAGACCAGAGUUCAGUGCGGCUGCGCAGUAGCGGGGAUGGGAGGGAGCGCCCUUCCAGGAGAUGGGUUGGCUGCAGUAGUGAGAGGCUGGUGGUGUGGCUCUUUCCUUGCAGUCCUGCGGAGGAAGCGUGCCUCCCUGGCGCUUCCUUCUUCUCUUCCGGCGGAGAGCUUGGGAUGUGAUAAUGCCAGCCACACUCCUCAGAGCUGUGGCCGGAUCUCAUCGUAUAUUAUCAAAAGCACAUCAGUGCCGAAGAAUCGGUCAUCUAAUGUUAAAACCACUUAAGGAAUUUGAAAAUACAACAUGCAGCACACUGACAAUACGUCAAAAUCUGGAUUUGUUCCUUCAUGAUAAAACAGCUGGUGGUUUGAAUAAGUCUCAGAUCCUGGAAAUGAACCAAAAAAAGUCAGAUACAAGCAUGCUCUCUCCAUUAAAUGCUGCUCGUUGCCAGGAUGAAAAGGCACACCUUCCAACCAUGAAAUCCUUUGGUACUCACAGGAGAGUGACCCACAAACCAAAUCUAUUGGGUUCUAAAUGGUUUAUAAAAAUAUUAAAGAGGCAUUUCUCACCUAUAUCGACGGAAACAUUUGUUCCAAAACAAGACUUCCCACAGAUGAAGAGACCACUAAAAGCAUCCAGGACCAGACAGCCAUCCAGGACCAACCUUCCAGUUCUGUCUGUGAACGAGGACCUAAUGCACUGCACAGCAUUUGCAACAGCAGAUGAGUAUCAUCUGGGAAAUCUGUCUCAAGAUCUGGCCUCCCACGGAUAUGUUGAAGUAACAAGCUUGCCUAGAGAUGCAGCAAAUAUUUUGGUGGUGGGUGUGGACAAUUCUGCAAAAGAAGGUGAUCCUGGAACAAUAUUCUUCUUCAGGGAAGGAGCUGCUGUGUUUUGGAACGUGAAAGACAAAACUAUGAAGCAUGUGAUGAAAGUUCUAGAAAAACAUGAAAUUCAGCCCUAUGAAAUCGCACUGGUACACUGGGAAAAUGAAGAACUUAACUACAUAAAAACAGAGGGACAGUCAAAACUUCACAGGGGGGAAAUCAAGUUAAAUUCAGAGCUGGAUUUAGAUGAUGCCAUCCUAGAGAAGUUUGCUUUCUCCAAUGCUCUGUGCCUUUCUGUAAAACUGGCAAUUUGGGAAGCAUCACUGGAUAAAUUUAUUGAAUCUAUUCAGUCAAUUCCUGAGGCUUUAAAAGCUGGGAAGAAAGUGAAACUAUCUCAUGAAGAAGUUAUGCAGAAAAUCGGUGAACUCUUUGCCCUAAGGCACCAUAUAAACUUGAGUUCAGACUUCUUGAUUACUCCUGAUUUCUACUGGGACAGAGAAAACCUGGAAGGACUUUAUGAUAAAACGUGUCAAUUCCUUAGCAUUGCCCGAAGAGUUAAGAGCAUAAUGCCCUCAACUUGGAUCCAUCCAAAUUGUUGCUUGUAUCAAAGUUCCUGUCUUCCUGUGGUUGCUGAAACAUUUUUUUGGUAUUUCAUUUUGAUGUUACUUUUUAGUAUAUCUUGUUGCAUAGAUAUUUAGUAGUUGCUCUGGUUAUUACAUCAUAUGUAUAUAAUUUAUUACAAUCUACUGAUUUCAACAUCUUGCAGAUUAAAUGAAGUAUAGAAUCUUUAUUUCCCUAAUGGAUGAUUGGAUGCAGAAAAAAAAAAAAGAAUCCUUAUUUCUUUUAUAUUCCUUUACCCUUCCCUAUUUAUAAUUUUCUUAACUAUUCUUCUGCAGACAUAGAAAACUUCAUCAGAUGUUAUAAUUUUUGCUUCAACCAUCAAACAUAAUUUAGAAAACUAAGAAAAGUCUGUUGUAUGUGCCCAUGUUUUUAUUCUUUCUGUUCUUUUUUCCUUCUGAUCUUCUAAGAUUUCUUUUACUGUUUUUUUUUUCAAGAACUUUGUUUAGCCAUUCUUUUAAGGUAAGUCUAGUGAGACAGAUUCUCUUAGUUUGUCUUCAUCUGAGAGUGUAUUAAUUUUCACUUCAUUCUUGAAGGAUAUUUUCCUAGAAAUAGGAUUCUACAUAGACAGUUUGCUUUCAGCACCUGAAAAAUGCCGUGCCACUUCCUUCUGACCUCCAUGGUUUCUGAUAGGAAAUCUGCCAUAAUUCUAUGACAUGUACGUUUUAUCUUUUAUUAUCAUUUCACAAGGUCUUUGAGGCUCUGUUCACUUCUUUUCCAGUAUAUUUUGUCUCUGUUAAGAUUGGGUAAUGUCCUUUGUUUCAUCUUCUAGUUGAUUGAUUCCUUCCUCUGUUACAUUCAUUCUGCUGCCCAUCCUUGAGUUUUUUAUUUCAUUUAUUGUAUUUUUCAGUUCUAAAAUUUCCAUGUUUUUUUGUUUGUAUCUUCUGUUUCUUUGCAGAGACUUCCUGCUUUUUCAUUUGUUUCAAAUGUGUUCAGAAUUGCUUGUUGAAUCAUUUUUAUGAUGGUUGCUCUAACAUCAUCUAAUAAUACCUAACCUCAGAUACCUCUUGAUGUUAGCGUCUACUGAUUGUCUUUUCGUAUUCCCUCCAACUAAUUUUAAUACCUCCAGUUUCCCUCAUUGCAUCAAGUGUUCUGGCUUGAUAUACAAGGUCCUUCCUAUUGUAUCCCUUUUUCAAUCAUAUUUCCUACCAAUCCCACAUUCACCUUCUUUCACAUCAAAAAUAAAUGACUAGCCUGGGAAACACAAUGAGACCUCAUUUCUACUAACCUUUUUUUUUUAAAAAAUUAGCCAGGUAUAAUGGCAUGUGCCUGUAGUCUCAGCUACCCUAGGAGGCUGAGGCAGGAGGAUUGCUUUAGCCCAGGAGUUUGAGGCUGCAGUGAGCCACUACAUCCCAGUCUAGGUGACAGAGUGAGACCCUGUUUCAAAAAAAUAAAAAUAAAAAAUACAUGAUUUAUAAUUUCAAAAACCUA
Molecule: messenger RNA, 2923 nt
Organism: Symphalangus syndactylus (siamang)
Lineage: Eukaryota; Metazoa; Chordata; Mammalia; Primates; Hylobatidae
Gene: RMND1
Product: required for meiotic nuclear division 1 homolog
Biological process (GO): positive regulation of mitochondrial translation
Source: RefSeq, a predicted model, not a curated record